Molecule: messenger RNA, 951 nt
Organism: Kazachstania africana CBS 2517
Lineage: Eukaryota; Fungi; Ascomycota; Saccharomycetes; Saccharomycetales; Saccharomycetaceae
Gene: TRM7
Product: tRNA methyltransferase TRM7
Exons: 1
Coding region: 1-951 (316 amino acids)
Biological process (GO): cytoplasmic translation; tRNA methylation
Cellular component (GO): cytoplasm
Molecular function (GO): tRNA methyltransferase activity
Source: RefSeq, a predicted model, not a curated record
AUGGGUAAGAGCAGUAAAGAUAAGAGAGAUUUAUAUUAUAGAAAAGCCAAAGAGCAAGGUUACAGGGCCAGAUCUGCUUUCAAGUUGUUACAAUUGAAUGAUGAAUUUCAUUUUUUGGAUGACGAAACAAACUUGAAAAGAGUGGUGGAUUUGUGUGCUGCCCCGGGUUCGUGGUCUCAGGUAUUAUCAAGAAAAAUGUUUACAGAGAGUAAAGGAAAUUUGGACGGAAAGAAGAUUGUUGCUGUGGAUCUUCAGCCAAUGUCUCCAAUAGAAAAUGUCACUACGUUACAAGCAGAUAUUACACAUCCUGAAACGCUGUCCAAAAUUCUUCAUCUCUUUGGUAAUGAAAAGGCAGAUUUUGUGUGUAGUGAUGGUGCACCAGACGUUACUGGUCUCCACGAUUUGGAUGAAUACGUUCAACAACAAUUAAUCAUGAGUGCUUUGCAACUGACCACUUGCAUUUUAAAGAAAAAUGGCACUUUUGUUGCCAAGAUCUUUAGAGGCCGUGAUAUCGAUAUGUUGUACUCUCAACUAGGAUAUCUCUUCGAAAAGGUCAUUUGUGCCAAGCCAAAAUCCUCAAGAGGUACAUCGCUAGAAGCAUUUAUUGUAUGUCUGGGAUACAACCCACCAUCUAACUGGGAACCAAAACUUGACCUUAAUAAGUCUGUUGAAGAAUUUUUUAGUGGAUGCAGUCUAGGCAGAUUGAAAAUAUCGGACGACAACAAACUAUCCAACUGGAAGAUUGAAGAGAGAGACAUUGCCGAGUUUAUGUCAUGUGGAGGUCUCGACAGUGUCGAUUCAGACGCAACGUACCAUUUUGAUGAAGAUGACACGAGCAAUGUUAAAAAGCCUGCUCUUGUCUCUUUGGAUCCAAUACAGAGUCCAACGAACCCACCAUACAAAAAGGCUCUAGAACUUAAGAGAAAGGGGAAAUUGACGAGGGCCGUCUAA